UUUACGAGUAAGUUCGGGGUUUCCGGGGACCUCAAAGGAGUUUCUUGGGACGCUAGUUUGUCCGUUUGAUCCUUGUUCUGGAGUUCCUAGCCAUUCAUUCUUUCCCUGUGACGAAAGACCACUUUGGGUCUUCAAGGAGACCUUACGUUCUGUGGUCAGCCUUGGAGAGCUGUUUUUGUCAGAUUCGCGAGGUUCCACAGCCUCUCAUCCCGUGUCCGGGACUAAGAGACACAAGGAAGAGAACUGAUCCAGAAAGUCAGGGUGAACAGAAAUCCGGGGAAACCGACUGGGAUUUGCCUUUUUUUAUUAUUAUGCAAUAUCCCUUGGAGACCUCUGGAAAGGGCGAUGAAAUGAUUUAGUCUAGAAGCCCAGAACAUGUCUCCUGGUUGAAAAGGGACUGAAGGUGAAAGGAUGGCUGGCUGCAGGAGGCUGAGGAGGGCCUCCUGACGGCCCGCGGGGCCGCAAAGUCUGAGGGGACAGACUUUUUUUUCAGCGACCGAGUGGAGCAGUCAAAGGGGCAAGUGGAGGACCGCACAAUGCUUCAGGAUUCUCAGUAUUGAAGACGGACGGGGUCAGAUGGGGGUGAGGGGUGCUCAGUGAGACCCUUAGGAUAUUCUCUUCAGCCCACAUGUUCCUCCCCUACCUUCAACUUUGCAAGAGCCCUUCCUAUGGAGACAGUCGCAAUCCUUGCAUGCACUUAACCCUUUCUUCUGCCUUUUGUUUUAAGAUUUAUUUGGGGGUGGGGUGAACAGAGGGAGAGAAUCCCCAGGUUUCCUGCUGAGCACGGAGGCUGCAAGCCUAGAUCCCAGGACCCAUGAGAUCACCAUCCCAGCUCAGACCAAGAAUCCCACGCUCAAUGACUGAGCCACCCAGGAGCCCCUAAACCUUUCCUCUACUUUAUGCUUCUAAUAGGACUGGAGGGCAAGAGGAGAAUCCUGCCCUUGAAAUCUGGAAUACAUCUAUAAAGAAGAACUUUCUCACGUUUAUGUGGGUUACCUUGAGGUACAUCUAUUCUAGAAAGGGUAACCAUAAGAAAUGAAUUUUAAUGUCUGGAAUAUCAAAGAAAUGCUCAGUAUUCCUUCUGGCUCUGGGACCACUAAGUCAUCUAGCUGGAAUAAUAAUCAGACUGAUCACUCUAGUCUCAGUGAUUCUCAGUUCCUCUUUGGAUCACAGUUCUGUCCAGAAAGUUCAGAGACUCUGUCAGCACCCUUGGACUUUGGUGUCCACUUGAGACAUCCAAAACAGUCACAACCGAAUUCUCUGGACAGUGAACCUAGUAUUUUCACAAAGUACCAGGCAAAACCCCAGCUGUUUGGAGGAGAUACACAAGAUAGAGGUUUAUUUCCUCUUCCUUUGUCAGUUGGAAAAUCAAAAGGCCUUUUGGAACAGUUUGAAGAGAAAAAGAAAAGUGCAAAAGACAAAUGUGACAGUGAGACUCUAUACAACUUCAUUUCCCAUAUCAGAGAAAGCAUUCACAGGACAUCUGUGGAAAAAUCUGAGGAACAUCUCAGUUCAAGAAGCCAAACAAUUUUGGAUUGUUUGGAGACUGUGACUAAGACAUUGCAGGAGACUGUACAGGCCCAUAGUGAUCUGGUGUUGGAAACAGUGCAUGACAAAGGAAACAUGGAGCAGGUCAUCUCUGAGAUACAGAAGAGAUUUGAAGCUAGACAAGCAGAAUUUAUAGAAAUGAAAUCUGACCUGAAGCACCUUGAAGUUUUAGUUGCCCAGCAGAGUAAGGACUUCCAGCAGCUGUGUGAGCAGCUAGGCCAGCUGAAUGUGGCCAGUGUCCUAGCAGAGCUGAAGACAUUGAUUUCAGUCCCUUGGGUACCGGGGCAUGUGAAAGACAGUACUUCCCAGACCUCACCACCUCUGGCCCAGAGUCUCAAUUUCACCAGGCACGACAGAUAUGCUUCUGAAGAACCAGUUAUGUGGCAGGCUCAGGCCCUCCCUGGUAUAUGGAAUCUGAAUAUGGGCUCCCCGCAGCCUGUAGAGUUUCGUGUCCAAAGUGAGGGAGCAAAAAGUGAUACUCUCCAAGAAGAGACUGCACUGAUGGCAGCUGGAACCAGCAAAAGAAACAGGCAAGGAAAGGACAAGGCAGUGCAGACCAACUGCGAGAACCGGACUCUGACUAAAACCAGUUCUGAGUACCAUGGCUCUGGUUUCCCAGGCUGCAAAGUUCCUGGUGAUAGGGACUGGGUUUCCCAAAGAGCCUCAAGGCUUAUACCCCUGGACUUAAACAACUUUGAAACCUGCAUUAAGAACACCUGCCAAAAAUGUCAAGGUGUGUUUCCGUGUGACCCUUGUGAACAAAAGUUGAGGGCUGCACAGAAACGCAAAACUGUGGAAAGAGGGGGGAAAGGCAAGAAACAGCAGCCCAGGAAAUCCCACAGAGGCAGGCUCCUAGCCAGGAAACAAGAACAAACCCCUAGCAGAAACUGUGCUGUCACUUCUAAAUAUCCUCAGCCUCCAGUUUCUGGCCCACAAAGGUCCCCCCUGGAGCAGCAGGAGCCCCUUGCUCAGCCACUGCAUUUGUGGGACCCCAGGAGCCCCACAAAGCUAGUCAGCCCUGUUCUGGCAGGAACAGUCAUGCCCGGUAAGACAAUGAGAGCAGCGCAAAGGAGUAUCUUACAGCUCAGUGGGUGUUCUUCCCUAGACAACAGCCUGCUCUCUAACAGUUUCCACGGGGACCACCAUAUGAGUUGGUUCAGUGACCUCAACCUUGGAAGUUCAGAGCGCCCUCUGAGCAAGGAGCCAGGGAAGAAUAUGCUCUACGAUCUGGGUUUUGAUAGCAGUGAUGAUGGCUUCUGACCAGCCCACAUAAUGACUUCAGUUGAUAGUUUAUUGGUCUCAGCUGGAAAGACAAAUUAUAGCACACUGGGGCUGGCUAGUGGCAGAAAGUCCCUGGAGCCUGACAAGCCCUCAGGCUCAGAGGCCCUGCUGGGGGGAGGGGGGGUCAGUGCAGGAUGGGUGCAAGGCCAGGGGAGCAAAUCUGGCAUUCUAGAUACCAGCUGCUACCCAUGGCAAGUUUAAGAGAUAAGUGCAUCCUUAUUUAUUGAAAUGAAGUGUGUGAAGACAGUGGUGAUGAGCUGGAGCAGCAGCCUGGGUGUAGGGCAUCAGGUGGAAGGUGCUGUUUUUGAUGAAAGGAGGGCUGUCUAUUGAGUGGCAGAAGGGCUCUCACAGAACUGUUGCUGUGGCAGCAUGACUCCCAAACACAACAUUUUUGGUCUUCACAGUACUUCCUACAUGUAAGUGAUACCUUUCCAGGCCUCAGUAUAUUUUUAUUAUGAUUUUUAUUCAGUUUUACUGUCAGAGUGCUUGCAUUUUUUGAUCAGUGGAAGUAUUACAGGAUACACUAAGUCUACCUUAUUGUGAACAGAGAAAUAGAGAAUGUUAAGCUGCCAAUGAAAAAGAGGUGACAUGGACCCAGCAGAUGCCCAGAGUGGCGCUGUCUACAAGCUGCACAAUUCUGCCCUUCUUCCUGUUUUUCCCCAUCCUAUUUUCAAUCACUCUUCAAGCUAAUGAGAGCAUCUAAGGGUCCAGUAAUAUUUCUGGAGAGCAAUGGGCUUAUUAUGAGACUUUGGCUUUCUAUCUUGCAGUUUUGAGUUUUUGUUAUAUAUUUCUUUUGUAACAAAAAAUAAAAUAUAUGAAACAUU
Canis lupus familiaris (dog) is the source of this 3653-nucleotide messenger RNA. It is a transcript of the gene IHO1, whose product is annotated as interactor of HORMAD1 1. Gene Ontology annotation, cellular component: condensed nuclear chromosome. Gene Ontology annotation, biological process: homologous chromosome pairing at meiosis; DNA recombination; meiotic DNA double-strand break formation. Bases 1036 to 2808 code for a protein of 590 amino acids. The transcript has 9 exons. The record is from RefSeq and is a predicted model, not a curated record. NCBI's taxonomy places the organism in Eukaryota, Metazoa, Chordata, Mammalia, Carnivora, Canidae.